AUGGAGAAUUGUCUACAAGAAAAUGAGCUCUAUGGCGCUGGCAUCUCUUUAUCGGCGCUUUUGAACUGUCUUGAUGGUGUUGCAGCACAGGAGGGCCGUAUCCUUAUCAUGACCACGAAUCAUAUAGGAAAGCUUGAUAAGGCCUUAAUUCGACCUGGUCGGGUGGAUAAAAGAUAUCACUUUGAUUUCGUGGAUACUAUGAGCGCCAAACAGCUCUUUUAUGCGUUUUUUGACGAGGGGCCCUUUUUUGUCUCCUCGAUUAGUACAGAAAGAGAACCAGACGAUCGGUUGACAUGGGAAAAUAGCAUAUCAGAGCUCUCUGACCGAUUUGCGGAUAUUGUUUCUAUCAGUCAGCUGACUGCAGCGGAGGUCAACAACUAUCUGAUGGAUUUCAGAGACAACCCUAGGAUGGCUGUUUCGAAUGCCCUUGACUGGGUGAGAAGCAGAAGUGAAGAAUCUAUGCCCGCCGCGGCUGCAGAGUUAUCAGAAAGAUAG
Messenger RNA from Penicillium soppii, 495 nucleotides. Its product is annotated as ATPase AAA-type core. The transcript has a single exon. Gene Ontology annotation, molecular function: ATP binding; ATP hydrolysis activity. Lineage: Eukaryota; Fungi; Ascomycota; Eurotiomycetes; Eurotiales; Aspergillaceae. The coding region runs from base 1 to 495 and encodes 164 amino acids. The record is from RefSeq and is a predicted model, not a curated record.